AUGUCGGCGUUGCUGAGCGAGGAGCCGCGCGUGGAGCUGCGCAGGAACUUCCUGGCCUCGGAGGAGCUAAAAGCCUUGCGCAUUUUGGCCGAGCAAGAGAUGUUCCAGGAUCUCAGCGACCCGGAGGGCGGCAGCACCAACUCCCCUCACGUCUGUGGGGGCGAGGAGUUGUCCAUCCUGAACACCUCUGAUCCGGACAUUGACUCAGAGGACACCGAAAGCGAGUGGGAGCUGCUGCAGUCGCUCCUGGCCCGCUCGGCCCGCGCCCUCGACCCGGAUGCGGCGCUGAACUCGGCCGAGGCGUCCGCGUCCGUGGCCUUUGUGGCGAAGUGGGCGCCCUGGCGGCCGAACUCGGCGCUGAACCGCUCGGGGCCGCUGCAUCUGGACGCCCGGCUGCAGCCCAAGCGCCGCAAAACGGCGCUGAUGUUCCUGAGCGGCGCCGGCCGGGAUGAGGACGGCGCCACGGUGUUCCCCUGUAUCGAGACGGAUGACCUGGAUCCCAAAGAGGCCCAGCGCAGGCGGAAGCUUUGUUCUCGGGCGGCACGGCACAUGCAGGCGGCCCAUGAGAAGCUGCUGGCGGUGAGGCAGCGAGGCCUGGAUCUGGAUCCUUCCAAGCAGUAUGAGUUCUUGGAGCAGCAUCCUGAGCUGGCGGGCCUGGCGCCGGAGGUGGAGGGCGUGCGCCCGGUGAAUUGGCUGUGGCUCCCGGGGUAUGACGCCGUCGCCGAGGCGGCCCCGUUGCCGCUGGCGGCGGACCCGCUGCAUCUGCUGGCGGAGAAGAUGUGUCGGAACUUGGCCCCGGGGCUCCGGGUGAGGUCCAAGGCAGGCGAUGCGCUGUUCAUGGACAUCCUGGAGCCCGAUUCCUUCAAGGCGGACUGGCGCCUGUGGCACGCGGGCUGCAGCCCCUUGAAGGGUCCCAGGCUCACAGCCCAGGUCUUCCUAAGCCGAAGCGCCUGCGACAGCCACGGGGGAUGUGGCACCAGGAGCGCGAAGAGUUGA
Effrenium voratum is the source of this 996-nucleotide messenger RNA. The record is from the annotation of a GenBank genome assembly. Lineage: Eukaryota; Dinophyceae; Suessiales; Symbiodiniaceae.